Molecule: messenger RNA, 2501 nt
Organism: Camelina sativa (false flax)
Lineage: Eukaryota; Viridiplantae; Streptophyta; Magnoliopsida; Brassicales; Brassicaceae
Source: RefSeq, a predicted model, not a curated record
UUUUUUUUUUUUUUUUUUUCUCGAAAGGUGAUUACUUUAAGGUUUGGAUUAUAAUCUAUGCGGAGUAGGAUCUGUUUUAAUUUUGUAUAAGUUAUCACCAAAGUGGUUUUAAUUUUGGUAGCUGCUAGAGGGAUUUCUCAUUUAGAGUGUGUAUAUUUAUACAUCUGAUCAAAGAUAUGAGUCGUAGGGUGCGGCAGAGAGUGGAGGAAAAAGGAAAGAACAAGCUUGAUUCACCAAGUUAUCGUUAUCCUGUGAUUGGCAACGACGAGGAUGUUGCACCUAAGGUUCAAGAGUAUGCGGAUUGGACUAGUUUGCCUUAUGAUACUGUACUUUAUCUGUUUAAUCGAUUGAAUUAUCGCGAUAGAGCUAGCUUAGCAUCGACUUGUAGGACAUGGAGAAGCCUUGGUGCUUCUUCUUGUCUGUGGAAUUCAUUGGAUCUUCGUGCUCACAAGUUUGAUCUUUCAAUGGCACCUACUCUUGCUACUCGGUGUGCUCAUCUUCAGAAGGUAAGGUUUCGUGGCGUUGACUCUGCUGAUGCCAUCAUUCAUCUCAGAGCAAGGAAUCUGCUUGAAAUUAGCGGCGACUAUUGUAGGAAGAUUACAGAUGCUACAUUGUCUAUGAUUGCGGCACGCCAUGACGCUCUUGAGAGCCUUCAACUUGGACCUGACUUCUGUGAGAAGAUCACCAGUGAUGCUAUAAGAGUUAUAGCCUUUUGUUGUCCUAAACUGAAAAAGCUACGGGUUUCUGGCAUGAGGGAUGUUAGUUCUGAGGCUAUAGAAUCUUUGGCCAAACAUUGCCCACAGCUCAGUGAUCUUGGAUUCUUAGAUUGUCUGAACAUCAACGAAGAAGCAUUGGGAAAAGUUGUGUCUGUUCGCUACCUCUCUGUUGCCGGGACAUCAAACAUAAAGUGGAAAGUUGCAUUAGAUAAUUGGGAGAAGCUACCAAAAUUAACCUGUCUGGAUGUCUCCAGAACCACCAUUGACCAUAUUGCAGUUUCGCGGUUGUUGAAAUCAUCGCAGAGCUUGAAAGUUUUGUGUGCUUUAAACUUCUUUAGAUGGCCAACUGGCUGUGAUGGAGUUCUGGAACGUGCUGCUGGGGCAUUAGCGAACCUAGCAGCAGACGAUAAAUGCAGCACGGAAGUUGCAAGAGCAGGGGGUGUUCAUGCCUUGGUGAUGUUAGCUCGGAAUUGCAAGUAUGAAGGAGCUCAAGAACAGGCGGCUCGUGCUUUGGCUAAUCUGGCUGCUCAUGGUGAUAGCAACAAUAAUAAUGCUGCUGUUGGACAAGAGGCCGGUGCAUUAGAUGCUCUUCUUCAGCUUACGCAAUCGCUACAUGAUGGUGUUAAACAGGAAGCUGCUGGCGCUCUUUGGAAUUUAUCAUUCGAUGACAAGAAUCGAGAAUCCAUUGCUGCAUUUGGUGGUGUUGAAGCCUUGGUGGCACUUGCGAAGUCCUGUUCAAAUGCAUCCACAGGUCUCCAAGAGAGAGCAGCUGGUGCUCUUUGGGGACUAUCUGUCUCAGAAGCAAACAGCAUUGCAAUUGGUCGUGAUGGUGGUAUACCGCCUCUGAUUGCUCUUGCAGGAUCUGAAGCUGAGGAUGUACAUGAAACUGCUGCAGGAGCUCUGUGGAAUCUUGCUUUUAAUCCUGGUAACGCUCUGCGGAUUGUGGAAGAAGGGGGAGUUAAAUCACUUGUUCACCUCUGCUUGACUUCUGUUUCCAAAAUGGCUCGUUUCAUGGCAGCAUUAGCAUUGGCAUACAUGUUUGAUGGAAGGAUGGAUGAAUACGCGAUGAUAGGGACUUCAUCGGAAAGUGCAUCUAAAAGUGUUACCUUAAAUGGUGCUAGAAUGAUGGCUCUUAAACACAUUGGAGCAUUUAUUAAAACUUUCAUGGAGCACCAAAUCUUUACAGGUGGUGCUUUAUCAUUUGCUCCAUCUAUGUUAGCACAGGUCGCAGAGAAAGCUCGAAUCCCAGAAGCUGGUCACUUGAGAUGCAGUGGUUCCGAAAUUGGAAGAUUUGUUACAAUGUUGCGAAACCAUGAUGAUACACUCAAAGCUUGUGCAGCUUUUGCGCUUCUUCAGUUUACAAUACCUGGAGGUCGUCACGCAAUGCAUCACGCAAGCUUGAUGCAGAACGCUGGAGAAGCAAGAGCCUUGCGUUCUGCAGCUGCAGCUGCGAAUGUGCCUCGUGGAGCCAGGAUCUUUGCGAAGAUUGUGCUUCGCAAUCUCGAGCAUCAUCAGGCAGAAUCUUCUAAAGGAAAGAAAGUAUCUUAUAAUAGGAUUUGAUCCUUUUUCUUAGCAAAUCAUAGUGAUAGAAUACCUCUGCAUCUCUCAAACUAUACAAGCCAAGCUUCAGGCUCAUGCUGCAAAGAAUCAGAAUUUGCCUCAGAAGAUGUUUGAUUGGAUUGAAGACAGAAAGCUGUUGUGAUAUAUAUGUGAACUUAUAUGUUUCUUUGUCUCGUUCUGAGAUUUUCUGUAAUAACAGACCUUAGGGAUCAGUGGUGUUCUUCA